This is a messenger RNA of Musa acuminata subsp. malaccensis (wild Malaysian banana), 3230 nucleotides long. Lineage: Eukaryota; Viridiplantae; Streptophyta; Magnoliopsida; Zingiberales; Musaceae. The record is from RefSeq and is a predicted model, not a curated record.
CUGGUCCUUCUGCUCCUCUCCGCAUUCGCCGCCCCGGCCGCCGGAUUGGGAUCCGCCAAGAAGGUUUACAUGAGGGAGAAGGUCCGGAAGAUGUGAGUGGAAUCGUCAAUUCGCCUCCGUUCCUUGGGGUUUCGUUUGUUCGAUUCAAGUAUUGUGAACUGGUAUUGGGAUCUACUUGCCGUCGUUCUAAAUCGUGGAUUAAAGGUUUGCUUUGUUCGAUUUAGAUAAAAAAGACGGCAAUUUGGUCCGAUGAGAUGAAUAUUUAGAUAGGGUGCUGUAGAUGAUGGGUCCAAAUUAUAUGAGUUUAUGUAAUUAGCUCAUCCAUUCAUGACAAGUUACACAUCCUCGUGUAUUAGGCCCCGUGUCAGUAAGAUCUCAGCUCCUCUUCGUGUUUAUGUAGAUUUAGUCCUUGUUCUUGAAAGAUGGUGGCAGAAGGAAGACCUACGCCCUGUACCUCUUCACCGCACUGCGCUACAGAGUUCACUGUACUGCUUAAGCUUGCUCUUAUUUAGUCAACUGACGACAGAUAUUAGGUGCUUCUAGCAAGAAAGAUAUAGAAAUUUAGUACCACAUGAUGCUGAUGGCUGGAGGACAGUUGUUUUUUUUGGCAUCAAUUGAACUUGGUGGUGUGGCAGGGUUCUGUAGAUGUUGAUGGUAUACCUUUUUGUCCUACUUCAGCUUUUUCUGGUCUAAUAUUAAUAUUAGGGAUUGAAAUUUCCACCCAUUUCCAGUACAUGUAAGCAAUCGGAUUGGUAGGGUAUCGAUACCAUACAAGUGUAUCGAGUUGAUACCAGUUGGUAUCAACCAGAUCACUGCAAGCAGGGAGAUAUAGAGAGAGAGAGGAGGAAGCUAAGCAAGAGGAGGCAAUGACUUAACAACAUGGCCAGGAAGAGGUGGAGGAGGGUUGGUGGUGGUGGGAAGGAGGUUGUGAUACAGUGCCAAGGAGAAGCAGAGCAGUGGAAUAAGAGAAGAAAAAAGAGAAAGAAGAGUGGUGCAACCGUUCCAGAACUAGGCAACAUGCUCAUUGCUAGGUACAGCCGGGUAUAAGUCAACUUACCAUGUCAUAGUCCAGUAUGGUAAGCAACUUGACGGUUAGACUAGUCCUGAAUUGUACUGGGAUUGUCCAGUCUGAGUACUGGUCAACUGUUGGACUGUUAAAAACUGGUUGUACUGGUUGGUACGAUUGGGUUUUAAAAUCUUGAGUGAUAUUCUAGGGAAGUAGGGUAUUUCCGAAUCAUAACUUUGUUAAUAUGCAGUUGUUUAUGAAAAUUGCAUAUUUUACACUGUCAUGAUCAUAUCAAUGAUGAAGUUGUCUUUUCUUUUCCCCCAAGGUUUUACCAUGCAUAUGAAAACUACAUGGUUCAUGCAUUUCCACAUGAUGAGUUAAAGCCUCUCACUAAAACUUUCACAGAUUCACUCAGUGAACUUGGAAAUUUAAAGCUGGAACGCUUGCCCCAGAAUUACAAUGGAUCGGCAUUGACACUUGUUGAAUCAUUGUCAAGUCUCGUUGUCUUAGGUAACUACACAGAAUUUGAAAGAGGAGUUCUUUGGCUUUCUGACAACCUUACAUUUGAUGUGGAUGCUCGUGUGAACCUGUUUGAGUGCAACAUAAGAGUUCUUGGGGGGCUUGUUUCUGCUCAUAUUCUUGCAACUGAUUCUAAAAGCAGGUUAGAACAUGGCUUGUACAAGAAUCAGUUACUUGAUUUGGCGAGAGACUUAGGUCAGCGCUUCUUACCUGCAUUUGAGACUCCUACUGGAUUGCCAUAUGCGUGGAUUAAUCUGAAGUAUGGAGUAAUGGAAGAUGAGACAACAGAAACAAGCACAUCAGGGUGUGCUUCAGGUUCUCUUAUUCUUGAAAUGGGAGCAUUAUCACGAUUAACUGGUGACCCUAGAUUUCAAGCUGCUGCUCUUCGUGCUCUUCGUAAAUUAUGGAGCAUGAGAAGUCCUUUGAACCUUUUAGGUACUACUCUUGAUGUUGUCACUGGAGACUGGAUAGAGUAUUCAUCUGGAGUUGGCGCUGGAGUUGAUUCAUUUUAUGAAUAUUUAAUCAAAGCCUAUAUUCUUUUUGGAAACGAUGAGUUCUGGGACAUGUUUCAUUCAUCUUAUCUUGCCGUGCAGAAAUACUUCCGGCAUGGCCCAUGGUGCAGUACCAACAAUUUCUUGACUUUGUAUCACGAAGCUGAUAUGAGGACAGGAAAAGCAACAUAUUGGCAACUUACAAGCCUUCAAGCCUUCUGGCCUGGUCUUCAGAUUCUUGUUGGGGACAUUGCUGCUGCCAAUUCAUCACAUCGUGAGUUUUUCUAUGUAUGGGACAAGUUUGGUGUACUACCAGAAAGGUACCUUCUGGACCAUGGCAUGUUGCAUCCAACUGAGAAAUACUAUCCAUUGCGCCCUGAACUUGCAGAGUCUACAUUUUACCUUUAUCAAGCGACUAGAGAUCCUUGGUAUAUGGAAGUUGGUGAGACAAUAAUUAAUUCUCUCAAUUACUAUACUAGAGUGGAUGGUGGUUUUGCAAGUGUUAGAGAUGUUACAACCAUGGAACUAGAAGAUCAUCAGCAUAGUUUCUUUCUUUCUGAAACGUGUAAAUAUCUUUAUCUUCUCUUUGAUGAUUCAUUCUUGGCUGGUCAGAACUAUGUCUUUACUACUGAGGGUCACCCUCUGCCAAUCAGAGGUUCCUGGCAUGAGAAACUUCCAGAGGCUUACAUUCCUGCUAACUGGACUUCAGUAAAGAAUGAAAAUCAAGCAAUUCGGCUAAGUGCUUUGUCUCAACAAGUUUGUCCUGCAACAACCACAGGAGGAAGCAUCUCACUGCAAAUUGAGAGUGCUUGCCAUAUCCCCGAUUUACAUGCUGAUCACAGAUGUAGAACCGAUGAUGAGUGUGGGAUUGAUUCGACGACAUGUAGGAAACGGGUUUGCAGCAUGGCUGGCUUUUGUGGAUUGUGGUUAUUCAUACCAUAAUUCUUGAGGCAAAAUCAAUGUAGUAUAGAUAUUCUUUUAGGCAGGGGAAUAAAGAGAAGAAAAGUAUUUUUAGAGUUGUACAUUUGGUGUAGCUGUUCUCGGCCUGAGCGUAUCUUCAUCGAUGCUAGAGGGGAUCCUUGAUAUGGGGUAUCCAAUUAUAUUACCUUGAGGAUUAUAAUUCACGCAAGAAUCAUCCUUAAUGUAGAAUUUAUCCUUGUCAAUUUGUUCACAAUUAAUUUAAUCCUGUGAAAUUGUGUUUGUGCUGGAACAAA